ACACAGCCAUCUCGAUCAUAGCCGUGUGCGUGCCUUCACCUGAAUCAACCAGGUGACCAUCGACUGUCGUCACCGCCAGCAACAAUGGCCCGGGAGCUCGCCGCAGCAUGUGUGGUUGCCGCCCUGGUGGCCCUGUGCGCGGCCGCACUCGGUGUGGCCGCGCAGCCACGGCCGGCGCCGCGCCCACUGCCGUCCAACUACCAGAUGAUCACCCCGGGCAAGUACAAGAGGGACCAGCAGACGGCGUGCGACAAUCCCAAGAACAAGCAGCAGAAAUGCAUCGCCAAGUGCGACAAGCGCUGCCCCAACCAGUGCAUCGUCCUCUGCCCCGGAUGCAAGACAUUCUGCAUGUGUGACUUCUACCCCGGCGUGUCCUGCGGUGACCCGCGCUUCACCGGCGGCGACGGCAACAACUUCUACUUCCACGGCAAGAAGGACGGGGACUUCUGCAUCCUCUCCGACGCCAACCUCCACAUCAACGCGCACUUCAUCGGCAAGCGCAACCCGGCCAUGAGCCGCGACUUCACGUGGAUCCAGGCGGUCGGCAUCCGCUUCGGCGCCGCCGGCGCCGUCGACCACCGCCUCUACAUGGGCGCACAGAAGACCGCCAAGUGGAGCAACGACGUGGACCGCCUGGAGCUGGCCUUCGACGGCGCGCCCGUCACCAUCCCCGCCGAGACCGGCGCCGUGUGGGAGCCCGCCGCCGUGCCGGGGCUCACCGUCACCCGGACCGCCGCCGCCAACGGCGUCAGGGUGCAGCUCAGGGGCGUGUUCGACAUCGUCGCCAACGUGGUGCCCAUCAGCGAGGAGGACUCGCGCGUCCACAACUACGGCGUGACCGAGGACGACAGCCUCGCGCACUUCGACCUCGGGUUCAAGUUCUUCGACCUCACCGACGACGUGCAUGGCGUCCUCGGCCAGACCUACCGCGCCGACUACAUCAACCAGCUCAGCGUCAGCUCCAAGAUGCCCGUCAUGGGUGGGGCGCCAAACUACGUCUCCUCGGACAUCUUCGCCACUGACUGCGCCGUCGCAAGGUUUGGUGCCCGCCGCGCCGGCGCCGGCAUCUCCAUGGUUACAGCUCAGGCCAGUUAAAGCCACCGGCGCCACCCACGAUAACCGUCUAGCCAAGCUAUUUUAUUUAAAGCAAAGCAUAAAUAAAUUUGUCUGCACGAAUCAGGAUUGUCCUGUUGUACCAUUGGGUUAAUUUGCCGCCGGAUUCACCAAUCUAUUUGUUAUUUAA
Molecule: messenger RNA, 1243 nt
Organism: Sorghum bicolor (sorghum)
Lineage: Eukaryota; Viridiplantae; Streptophyta; Magnoliopsida; Poales; Poaceae
Exons: 2
Coding region: 85-1095 (336 amino acids)
Source: RefSeq, a predicted model, not a curated record